Molecule: messenger RNA, 6583 nt
Organism: Corythoichthys intestinalis (scribbled pipefish)
Lineage: Eukaryota; Metazoa; Chordata; Actinopteri; Syngnathiformes; Syngnathidae
Gene: dkk2
Product: dickkopf WNT signaling pathway inhibitor 2
Exons: 4
Coding region: 209-967 (252 amino acids)
Biological process (GO): negative regulation of canonical Wnt signaling pathway; multicellular organism development
Cellular component (GO): extracellular region
Molecular function (GO): co-receptor binding; receptor antagonist activity
Source: RefSeq, a predicted model, not a curated record
CGUGUUUCACAGUCCAGGUAGAGUGACCGACCAACUCGUGCUUGAACUUCAAGACUCAUCCUUUUCUUUAACUUCACUUUGUUUUGCCGAAAAUCCCUCAAAUUUGUUGAUCCUGAGUGUUCUUGUGUGAUCUAGUGGGGGGAAAAAAACCGCAACAUCGGCGCUAAAUUCGGAAGCGCACAUCCCUUUUUUAUUUGCGCGCGCAAGGAUGCUGCCAUUGGUGCGCACUCGGAAUAAACGAUGGCUUCUGCUGCUGCUCUUUGCCACCGCCGCGAGGUGCCAAGCACCGGCGGGUCGUCCCAAGGCCAACUCCAUCAAGCCGGGUCUACUCGCGGGUGGUGGGGAUGAGCGGGGGUCCACAGCCGCCCCCGAGCGCACGGCUCACGCGCACGCAGGCACCGUUAAGAAGUUCAACAUCUUUACGCAGCAGGUGUAUCCGUGCAGCAACGACAAGGAGUGCAGCGUGGGAAGUUACUGCCACACCCCCCAGCAGCCGCCCUCGCGCUGCCUCGCCUGCCGCAGGAGGAAGAAGCGCUGCCACCGGGACGCCAUGUGCUGCCCUGGCAACCGUUGCCAUAACUUUAUUUGCACGGCUAUCUCUGAGAGUGUGAUCUCACCUCACAUCUCCGCCUUGGACAAACACAGCAAGCUCUCCUACAAAGACCAGAGCUGGAGGAAAAGCACAGGGAAAACACAUACCAAGCAUUUUCUAAAAGGCCAUGAAGGUGACCCUUGCUUGCGUACUUCAGACUGUUCCGCGGGUUACUGCUGUGCCCGCCACUUCUGGACCAAAAUCUGUAAGCCGGUGCUGCGACUGGGCGAGGUCUGCACCAAGCAGCGGAAGAAAGGCUCACACAACCUAGAGAUCUUCCAGCGCUGCGACUGCGCUAAAGGCCUCUCGUGCAAGGUGUGGAAAGACACGACCUCAUCGUCCAAGUCCAGACUGCACAUGUGCCAGAAGAUCUGAAGGAUACAACAGCCAUAGUGGGCAAUUCGAUCUGCCCGGGAAACAUACUUUCUUUUGCUGAGAAAUGAAGUGAAAAUAUAGACACGAUUGUGUGGGCGUUACUUCACGUGGAUGACAUUCAGGGACGGAGACCUUCCGGGCGGAUUAUCAUUAAUAUGAACACCCGGUGCAUUCCUCACUAUGCUGGGAAUCCCAUUUGCGCUAAAGUCCUCAUCAUUACCCGGGAAGAGUUUUCCAUGAUGAUUAACAUUCAAAAGCCGUACGUCGGUCGAGUUAGCACUGUAAACAAUUUUAAAAAGAUUGGCCUUUUGGCAGAACAGACUAGCAGUGCCGUCAUGAAAUUGCAUGAAAAUAUCACAUCACCUCUGCCUCUUCCUCCUUUUUCACAAAUCACAUCGUAAUCGUUCUCUGUUCGUGUGACGUUGUGUAAAACUGAAAACAUUAACGACUACAGCUCGACACAGACUCUAAAUACAGUUGUAAAGCAACAGAAACUGUGGUAUAAUUACCAAGUACUGUUUGCUAUACAGGCUGAAGCUGUGACAAAGAGCCCGCAUGACCUCUACCGGCUACAAAUUCUAACGUAUAGGCAAAUAUAAGUGUGCAAUUCAAUAAUCGGCCACUAGUUUCAUAGUGAUUCGUCCACGAAAUAUGCAGGAAUACAUAAAAAAGGAUCAUGUACACACCCUCAACAACAAUAACAACAACAUAAGAAGUGACUUGACUGGUCUAAUUGACAUUUUAUUUUAACCCUUCUGUUACAAUGACGCGUCAAAAUGACCCGUUUUAAAUUUUAACAUGGCUUUCAUUUGGAUGUUUACUCACGCAGGUUUAAUUUACCUGCUUUUUUCCCUAUUUUAAAAAGUCUAAUUUUUAUUUAUGAAACAUUUUAACACAUAUUUUGCAAUGAAAUUAUUAGUGGGGUUAUUUUAUAUUAGGAUAUUUAGUCAUACAGAUAAAAAUGACUCAUCUUUUUGUAAAAAAAAAAAAAAAAGUGUAUUAAACGUGUUCAGCUUGGCUUCAUGAAGGUUAGUGGCACUUGUUUAUAAUUAGAUUAGCAGGGGGUGCUGAGGAUCGUUUUUAGUGUUACCCAUCCAAAAACAGCCGUUUUGGUCCAAAUUUGUCAUGCUUGCGCGUUUUCUCCAUACAAGGCAGUACACACGCAUGCUGGAUAGUUUACAUACUACUACUAGGCUACUACAAAGACAGCAUUCUAUUUAAUCUACAGUGUGUGUUGGAGUUUUUAUACUGGAAAUAAAAGCGCCUAUGUAUUGUAAUGUAAAUCUCCGCAGCUAGUUGGCGCGAUGGCAAACACAUUUGAAAACAUAAAGAUCCAAUAAGCUUGAGUUUAACACCCACUUUUCACAACACUAAAAUAAAUUGCACACCAGUAUCCAAUGGCUCGCUGUAUGGCGUUAGAAAUAACAUACAAAAAUAUGGCUACAUAUUGAAGACAAAGGUUGAUAGAACUAUCAUCGUAAUCUUCAUUUUCAACCUCGAAUUGAAUUUUAGAAAAUUUCGCAGUUUUUGUAAAGAAAAAAAUCGCUAAUGUGUGUUAGCACCUCCUCUGUCGACAGUUGACUUUUCCGUUCCAAUAGCGCCUGAUUCAACGUGACCCGGUAAUAAGCAAGGUGUCAGGUGGUUACCAUGUUAUUAACAAAAAAACAUAUUUUUCAACAUAUAGUAUAUAUUUAAUCCCUCAAAUUAUAUACGCUAUUGUUUCAAUAUGUUUUAUUUAUUUAACUAUUUUGAACCAAAAAAAAAAAAAAUCCUACCAAAACGUUUGUUUUUUUUCUCCCCAACACCAGGGAUUGCUGCAGCCCCCCACUUCCCGCGCCACUGGGUUAAAGUUUUAAAAAUUUAGUUUGUGACACGUUUAACUCUCAUUGCCAUUGAUAGCGAUAGACGUCCGAUCCAUUAUGACUGGGAACGAAUGUUCACUUGCCCCCUUCACAGUAAAAAAUGGAUUGGACGUCUAUUGCCAUCAAUAGCAGCCAAUUAGUCUGAGCUUAAUUUUUUAAAUAAUUUUUCGACAUGGGUCGAACUGACCCGGCAAAACUAGGGUAACAGAGGGGUUAAUAAUAGUGUACCACAGUUAAUCUAAAUGAGUUUGUCACUAGUAGACGUCCAAUCCAUUUGAAGUGGGAGGGUGAAAGGUUUGUUCAUUCGCUGCCAACUCUCCCACUUCAAAUGGAUUGGGCGUCUGUCACUCUCAAUGGCAGUUAUAAGGUUGUAUAUUCAAAUGCCGGCAUUUUGCAUGACUUCCCCGUGAUUUCGUGGAUUGUAUAGAUGCAUGUUGACAAGCCACAAAUAUUCUGGGAUUAUGUCCUUUAGCUUGCUAAAUUCCAGUCUCAAAUUUUUGGCUGAACCCAUUGUGGUCACAGAACUGUACACUGUCCCUACUGUGAAAUAUGUUCUGUUAUGUUCUGGUUUACUUGAUCUGACACAGAAUCUGUGCAGGGUACAAUGAAAUCUUAAAACUAUCAGCGAUUUCCUCAAAACCAUUGACUUCACUAUAAAUUGACAAGACAGCUCCCACAGACAGUGCGUCACGCCUUCCCGUAGGGGGCCGACCCAGGCAGAACGUUGAGUUGGCUAUCACUGUGAUAAACUCAAACAUACGCUGCGCUCUAACACCGGAUUAAGGUGGAAAUUGGACGAAGGUUUUAGUGCAUACAAGCAGGCAGGAGUCUCUCAAGACUGAUUUGGUCAAGGAUUCAAGAUAAUUGUUAUAUUAAAUAGCACCAUGCAUGCACUUUGAAACGUGAAAAAAAUCAAUGAAUAACAUUAGCGUAAUUUUGGCUUGAAAUAUUUACGUAAAAUGAAUGAUAACUGCCCGUUUUUUUGCUAUUAACCAAGAAUCUAGACUUUUUUGCAUUCAUAUCUGCGAUUUAAGCAUUUAUUUACAAGAAUUUUCAACUUGAAAGCUCUUUGUUCCAUGAUGGCCGCCAUGUCGGAUUACUCAAUACCGCAACUUUUGCUCGAAAUAUUUACGUAAAAUGAACGAUAACUGCCCCUUUUUUGCUUUUAACCAUGAAUCUAGAUUGUUUUACGUUCAUAUCUAUAGAAGUUCCACAAUUUAAGCAUUUAUUUACAAGAAUUUUCAACUUAAAAAGCUCUUUGUUUCAUGAUGGCCGCCAUGUUGGAUUACUCAAUACCGUAACUUUUGCUCGAAAUAUUUACGUAAAAUGAACGAUAACUGCCCCUUUUUUGCUUUUAACCAAGAAUCUAGAUUGUUUUACGUUCAUAUCUAUAGAAGUUCCACAAUUGAAGCAUUUAUUUACACGAAUUUUCAACUUAAAAAGCUUUUCGUUUCGUGAUGGCCGCCAUGUCGGAUAACACAAUACCGUAACUUUUGUUUGAAAUACAGUAUUUAUGUAAAAGUAACAAUAACUGCCUGUUUUUUGCUUUAAACCAAGAAUCUACGCUGUUUUAGGUUCACAUAUAUAGAAAUUCCGCGAUUUAAGGAUUUAUUUACGAGAAUUUUCAACUUAAAAAGCUCUUUGCUCGGUGACGGCCGCUAUGUUGGAUUACACAAUACCACAACUUUUGCUCGAAAUAUUUACGUAAAAUGAAUGAUAACUUCCCCUUUUUUGCUUUUAACCAAGAAUGUAGAUUGUUUUACAUUCAUAUCUAUUGAAAUUCCGUAAUUUAAGCAUUUAUUUACAAGAAUUUUCGACUUAAAAAGCUCUUUGUUUCGUGAUGGCCGCCAUGUCGGAUUACACAAUACCGUAACUUUUGCUUGAAAUACAGUAUUUACGUAAAAUGAACAAUAACUACCUGUUUUUUGCUUUUACCCAAGAAUCUAGACUGGUUUACAUUCACACAUAUAUAGAAAUUCCGCGAUAUAAGCAUUUAUUCAUAAGAAUUUUGGACCUAAAAAGCUUUUUGUUUCAUGACAACCGCUAUAUUGGAUUACACAAUACUGCAACUUUUGCUCGAAAUCUUUACGUAAAAUGAAUGAUAACUGCCCGUUUUUACUUUUAACCAAGAAUCUAGACUGUUUUACGUUCAUAUCUAUAGAAAUUCCGCAAUUUCAGCAUUUAUUUACAAGAAUUUUCAACUUAAAAAGCUUUUUGUUUCGUGACAGCCGCCAUGUUGGAUUACACAAUACCGUAACUUUUGCUUGAAAUACUUACGUAAAAUGAACGAUAACUGCCCGUUUUUUGCUUUUAACCAAUAAUCUAGACUGUUUUACGUUCACAUCUAUAGAAAUUCUGCAAUUUAAGCAUUUAUUUGCAAGAAUUUUCAACUUAAAAAGCUCUUUGUUUUGUGACGGCCGCCAUGUUGGAUUACACAAUGCUGUAACUUUGUCUUGAAAUACAGUUUUUAUAGAAAAUGAACAAUAACUGCCCGUUUUUUGCUUUUAACCAAGAAUCUAGACUGUUUUACGUUCACAUACAUAGAAAUUCCGCGAUUUAAGCAUUUAUUUACAAGAAUUUUUUACCUAAAAAGCUUUUUGUUUCCUGACAGCCGCCAUGUUGGAUUUUAUAUCCCAACACAUGACAUUUAAUUUCUAUUUCUGGCAAAAACUUAUACAUGUUAAAUAUUGCUAUUGAUCCUGAAAAUAUAGGUGAUUAUCUCUGCAUUUGUGUUUUUUGUGUGUAUAGCGUAAAAUCUGAGAAUUUUAUGGCCAUUUUCAGUUUUGUUAUACUUAUAUAAAUAAUAAUUAAUCAGGAUUUUAAAAUGGAAGGACUUUGGAUUUUUUUGAUGACACUGCUCAUGGAGACAUAGAUGCCUAAGGGAGGUGCAUGUUUUUGUUUUAAGUCUCUAGUGGCUUUGGUUUUGAAAAUAUUUCAAUUUUAAGUUUUUGAAAACAGGCCCCCUACGGAUCGGCCCCACAUCUCGUUUCCCGUCAACUGAUAGUGAAGUCUAUGCUCAAAACGUACAAGAAUACAUGAAGUUAAGGAUAGCAUCACUUUGUUCAGGCCUAAAAAAUAGCUACAUUUCCGAAAGAAUUUGUUUACAAAGAAUCUGCUUACAAAUUUGGGGAUGUCGUGUAAAGCUUCCAAACCAGUACUAAUCAUCUAUUGACCACAAGUAUUCCGUCCAUUGUUGGGAUCAUUUGUAAAUGUAAUAUGACAGUUGUGUCUACGGCUCGAGUUCUGUUAUCCCGCUGAUUGAAGGCUAUGACGGGUAUUGUUGUCUUUUUCUUUUCAAAGCCAGCUGGGUCAUAUUAUGCCAGAAGAUUGAUUAGAAUGACUGCAAGUGUGUGUCAGUUUGUUUACGCUGAUGGCAGUACCCCAACCCCAAAACAGUAGUUCACAUAUUAUCUCCCUUUGUUCUGCCACUUCAUUUGUAACCAUUUCAAAAAUAGAUACAAGCGCUUAUGUUGUAAAUAGAGUGGAGGCAACAGUGACGUAUUUAAGAAACAAUGUAUAUCAUGUACAUAUAAUGAACUAUAAAGCCUAAACGCUACAAAUAAUUUAGGUGAGAAGAGUGAAGGGACCAAAUGCAAGCCGUAGAGUAGUCAAUAUCUUAGAUUGUGCAUCACAAAGAACACAAAUACUUUGUGUAAAUGCUAUGUAUAUGAUGUUAUAAGUUUAAUGUGAAUAAUGCCUAUUGAUUUAUUUUGCAUAUUUACAGCCAUGAACAAAUAAAAGAAUGUAUUUUGUA